Messenger RNA from Closterium sp. Naga37s-1, 2481 nucleotides. NCBI's taxonomy places the organism in Eukaryota, Viridiplantae, Streptophyta, Zygnematophyceae, Desmidiales, Closteriaceae. The record is from the annotation of a GenBank genome assembly.
AUGUGGGCUGGCCCGGAUUUCCAUGUUCUGUGCUUCUCAUCUGCUUCUUCCACGCAGAACCCUCUGCCUUCCUUGUCAUCGUUCCUGCCAUCAACAUAUGCAACGCCACCAGCAGCAGCAGCAGCAGCAGCAGCAGCAGCAGCAGCAGCAGCAGCAGCAGCAGCAGCAACCGCAGCCGCAGCAGAAGCGCCGGCAGCAGCAGCAGCAGCAGUAGCAGCAGCAGCAGCAGCAGAAGCGCCUGUAUGUUCCCCUCCUGUUCUCAACCCCAUUCUCCAUCUCUCAAACCACUCUGCUACCAUCACUCACCACCCCUUAAUUCCCAAUUCCUCUUCGUCUUCUCCCUCCCCCCCCCCCCUCCCCUCUCUCUCGCACCCUCCUUUUCUACUCCCUCCUGCAGCGUCUAGUCGCGCACAAGCCUAUCAUGACACGCCAAGCAGCCCGGACCCGGUCAACACCAGCCACAACAGAAGCCGCAGCGACGUCCCGUCCCUCCCGCCGCUCAACGCCCUCUCGUUCUUCCUCCAGCACCCGGCCUUUGCAUUUGCCUCUGCGGGCGGGUUCGAAGAGAGGAACGAAGAGAGGAACGAAGAGAGGAACGCGGAGCAUCACGGAGACCUGGCAGAGGGAUCUGAAGGGCCAGGAUCCGCAGCCAGAGCAGCAGCAAACGCAUCAGGCACCGUGAAUGAUUCACGGAACAUUCCAUCUAUCUGGCACUGGCAGCAACACAGGGAGCAGCAGCAGCAGCAGCAGCAACACAGGGACCAGCAGCAGCAGCAGCAGCAGGAGGAGGAGGAGGCGGAGGAGGAGGAGGCGGAGGAGGAAAGAGAGAGGAGGCAGGUGAGCAGGGUACAGUGGAAGCACCACCGCCAUGCACCAGGCACGGAUGGGAACCUUCAAUUGGAUCAACACAAUGACUGGCACUCCAGCCAUCACAGCAGACCCGACCGUCAGGAAAUCUAUUCUCACGGCAGAGGCAGAGAUCAGUAUGACAGCAAGGAAGAGCAGAGCGUGGGUGGAGAGAAGAGGAGAGCGUGGGUGCAGAGAAGAGGAGAGCGUGGGUGCAGAGAAGAGGAGAGCGUGGGUGCAGAGAAGAGAAGAGUGUGGGUGCAGAGAAGAGGAGAGCGUGGGUGCAGAAAAGAGAAGAGCGUGGGUGCAGAGAAGAGCAGAGCGUGGGUGGAGAGAAGAGAAGAGAGUGGGUGCAGAGAAGAGGAGAGCGUGGGCGGAGAGAAGAGGAGAGCGUGGGUGCAGAGAAGAGCAGAGCGUGGGUGCAGAGAAGAGCAGAGCGUGGGUGCAGAGAAGAGCAGAGCGUGGGUGCAGAGAAGAGCAGAGCGUGGGUGCAGAGAAGAGCAGAGCGUGGGUGCAGAGAAGAGCAGAGCGUGGGUGCAGAGAAGAGCAGAGCGUGGGUGCAGAGAAGAGCAGAGCGUGGGUGCAGAGAAGAGCAGAGCGUGGGUGCAGAGAAGAGCAGAGCGUGGGUGCAGAGAAGAGCAGAGCGUGGGUGCAGAGAAGAGCAGAGCGUGGGUGCAGAGAAGAGCAGAGCGUGGGUGCAGAGAAGAGGAGAGCGUGGGUGCAGAGAAGAGCAGAGCACACCAUGCUCUAGCAGCCUCAGAUUCACCUGAAGGGAUGCGCAUUGGUGAUGGUAGGCGGACUGCUCGUAUCCGGGCUGCACAUGAUGCCACUGCUGCCAUUGCUGCCGCUGCUGCGGCUGCUGCUGCUGCUGCUGCUGCUGGUGAUGAUGCUGGUGGUGCCGAUGCUGGAGGUGGUGGUGGUACGCAACAGCUGCUGCAGCAGAAGCAGCAGCAGCAGAAUCAUCAUCAGCAGCAGCAUCAUCAUCAUCAGCAGCAGCAGCAGCAGCAGCAGCAGCAGCAGCAGCAGCAGCAGCAGCAGCAGCAGCAGCAGCAGCAGUGGUGGUGGCAGCAGCAGCAGCAGGAGGGGGAGGAUUGGGAGGAGGAUUUGGGGGUGGAGGAGGAUUUUCAGGAGGAUGAUGACCGUCUGAUGCCCUCUUCCCUUACAAGGAACGCUUCCCAGCUGCUUGCUGCUUCCACCGCUCCUGCUACUCAUGCUGCGCCUAUGCGUCCACCUUCUCGUGCGGCAGCAAGUGGGACUGCUCCUGCUGCUUCAGCUUCUGCUGCUACUGCGGGUCGUGUGAGCUGCAGUGCAGGUGCCAGUGGUGGUGGUAUGAUCAGCACACAGAGUAACAGGCAUCGGUGGUGGCUGGAUGGGGAGGAGGCUAGAGAUCGGAUGGAGGAGGAGGGGGAGGAGGAGGGGGAGGAGGGGGAGGAGGGGGAGGAGGGGGAGGAGGAGGGGGAGGAGGAGGAGGAGGAGGAGGAGGAGGAGGAGGAGGAGGAGGAGGAGGAGGAGGGGAAGGGAGUGAGAGAGGGGGAGGGGGAGGGGGAGGGGGAGGGGGAGCUGGAGGGGGAGGGGGAGGGGGAGGUGGUGGGGCGAACAAAGGGGGAGCACCUAGAGCAGGAUGGGGAGCAGUAG